AUGUGCCCGUCUAGUUUGUCAAGUUUUGAUGAGCAGUUCUCUACUUUGCCCUCCAGUGAGGACAGUGUGUCCCUGCAUUUCCCCGAAUCUCCCUUGAAGCAACUCACUCCGCUGGUGGAGGGAUCCACGCACUCUGCUGCACGUGGAAAAGCAGGUAUACCAGAUUCAUCACUGUGGGAGAAUCAAGAUUCUGAACACAUUAAUGGAAUCGAUUCUGUUUUGUCAAAGGCUGAAAUUGCAUCUUGCAGUUAUGAAGCCAGACAAGUUGGUAUUAAGAAUGGAAUGUUUUUUGGGUACGCUAAACAACUUUGUCCUAAUCUUCAAGCUGUUCCAUAUGAUUUUCAUGCAUAUAAGGAAGUUGCACGCACGAUGUAUGAGACAUUGGCAAGCUACACACACAACAUCGAAGCAGUCAGCUGUGAUGAGGCGCUGGUAGACAUCACGGAAAUCCUAGCGGAGACCAAGCUUACGCCUGAUGAAUUUGCAAGCGCUGUCCGCAUGGAAAUCAGAGACCAGACUCACUGUGCUGCUUCUGUUGGGAUUGGUUCUAACAUUCUCCUGGCUAGAAUGGCCACUAGAAAAGCAAAGCCCGACGGCCAGUACCACUUAAAACCAGAAGAGGUCGAUGAUUUCAUCAGAGGUCAGCUAGUUACUAACCUCCCAGGAGUGGGGCGGUCCAUGGAGGCCAAGCUGGCCUCUCUGGGCAUUAAGACGUGCGGAGACCUGCAGCACAUGACCAUGGCGAGGCUGCAGCGGGAAUUUGGUCCCAAGACGGGACAGAUGCUGUACAGGUUCUGCCGAGGUUUGGAUGACAGACCGGUUCGAACAGAAAAGGAAAGAAAAUCGGUUUCAGCUGAGAUCAACUAUGGAAUAAGGUUUACCCAGCCCAAAGAAGCAGAAGCUUUCCUGCUGAGCCUUUCCGAGGAAAUUCAAAGACGGCUGGAAGCUGCUGGCAUGAAGGGGAAGCGCCUGACUCUCAAAAUAAUGGUGCGGAAGCCGGGGGCCCCUGUGGAAACUGCGAAAUUUGGAGGCCAUGGAAUCUGUGACCACAUUGCCAGGACCGUGACGCUGGACCAGGCCACGGACAGCGCAGCAGUCAUUGGGAAGACCGCGCUGAACAUGUUCCACACCAUGAAGCUGAGCAUCGCGGACAUGAGAGGGGUUGGGAUUCAAGUGAACCAGUUGGUUCCCGCUCAUUCGAGACCUCCCGCAUGUCCCAGGCACGUGCCGGUUCAGCCAGGCCACUGUCCCGGCGGCUCCCACUCUGUCCUGGACCUCCUCCAGGCCCAGAGAGCAAAGGCGUCCUCAGAGGAGGAGUGCCAGGAAGUAUUCCUGGCUGCCAUGGAUCUGGAAAUCGCAUCUGCCUCUAGAACUUGCACAUUCCUGCCAUCUCUCUCCACACAUCUGACAUCUGCCGUCAGCCCUGUUGUGAGCAAAGCCGAGCCUUCGGGGAAAUGGAAUGGUCUACAUUCUCCCAUCAGCGUAAAAUCAAAAUUAAACCUGAGUAUAGAGGUCCCAUCUCCUUCCCAGCUCGAUCAGUCUGUUCUGGAAGCACUCCCGCCCGAUCUCCGGGAACAAGUAGAGCAAGUUGUCCAGCAAGGGGAGCAGCACGGGGACAAAAAGAAGGAGCCAGUAAAUGGCUGUAAUACAGGGAUUGUGCCCCAGCCAGUGGGGACGGUUUUGUUACAAAUACCAGAACCUCAAGCAUCUAGCAGCGACAUGGGAAUUAAUGUAAUAGCCCUCCCAGCAUUCUCACAGGUGGACCCAGAGGUGUUUGCUGCCCUUCCUGCUGAGCUUCAGAAGGAGCUGAAAGCAGCUUAUGAGCAGAGGCAGCGGCAGGGCGAGAGUGCGCACCAGCAGCCAGCCAGCGCGGCCGUGCCAAGGAAUCAGUUACUUCAGCUGAAACCAGCCUCAGUGAAAGAAAAGAAACGGAACAAGAAAAACCCCAUCAGCUCCCCCAAAAAGGCUCAGAGCCCUUUGAAAAACAAGCUGCUUAACAGCCCCGUCAAAGCCACGCCAGGGGCCGGCGGGAGUCCCCAGAAGCUAAUUGAAGGGUUUCUGAAACACGAAGAUCCUGCUCCCGGGAAACCACUAGGAGAACUCUCUGCUUCUGCUUCAGGUGUGCAGCCUGCCUCCCCGGGCUGUGGCAGGCCCCCGGCACCCAACCUCGCCGGCGCCGUGGAGUUCAGUGACGUGAAGACACUGCUCAAGGAGUGGAUCACCACCAUCUCAGAUCCAAUGGAAGAAGACAUUCUGCAAGUUGUGAAAUACUGCACUGACCUGAUAGAGGAGAAGGACUUGGAGAAACUGGACCUCGUUAUAAAAUACAUGAAAAGGUUGACGCAGCAGUCGGUGGAAUCAGUUUGGAAUAUGGCAUUUGACUUUAUUCUUGACAAUGUUCAGGUGGUUUUACAACAGACUUAUGGGAGCACACUGAAGGUUACAUAG
Messenger RNA from Pipistrellus nathusii (Nathusius's pipistrelle), 2448 nucleotides. The record is from the annotation of a GenBank genome assembly. Lineage: Eukaryota; Metazoa; Chordata; Mammalia; Chiroptera; Vespertilionidae.